Molecule: messenger RNA, 1449 nt
Organism: Lodderomyces pseudojiufengensis
Lineage: Eukaryota; Fungi; Ascomycota; Pichiomycetes; Serinales; Debaryomycetaceae
Exons: 1
Coding region: 1-1449 (482 amino acids)
Biological process (GO): amino acid transmembrane transport
Cellular component (GO): vacuolar membrane
Molecular function (GO): amino acid transmembrane transporter activity
Source: RefSeq, a predicted model, not a curated record
AUGUCAUCAUCAUCAAUAAAAGACUCAAAACUAGAGUUAUCAGAACAAUCUGAUGUUUCAUCAUUUGAUCCAGAUUCAUUUUUACAAAAGGAAUUAGAUGAAGAUUCUCAAAAUAAUAUUAAUUAUAGAAAUUGUUCAUGGCAAAAAACUGCAGGUUUAUUAUUUAGUGAAUAUAUUUGUUUAGCAAUUAUGUCAUUUCCUUGGUCUUAUUCAGUUUUAGGGUUAGGAUUAGGUUUAAUUGUAACAGUUAUUGUAUCAUUAUUAUGUCUUUAUACUGGUUUAAUAAUAUGUGAUUAUUGUGCAGCUUAUCCUCAUCUUACAAAUGUUUGUGAUAUUGGUCAACAUUUAAUAUUUGGUUCAAAAUGGGUUUGGUAUGCUACUGCUGCAGCAUUUUUAUUAAAUAAUACUUUAAUUCAAGCUUUACAUGUUUUAGUUGGUGCAAAAUAUUGGAAUACUAUUAGUGAUAAUACAACUAUUUGUUCAGUUGUAUUUGGAGUUAUAACUGCUAUAAUAUGUUUUUUAUUAUCUUUACCAAGAACUUUUAGUCAUAUGUCUGGUGUUGGUUAUUUUUCAGCUAUAACAAUGUUUAUUGCUGUUAUAUUAGCAAUGGUUUUUGCAGGUAUUCAAUCACAUCCUUUUAAAUAUGAUCCAUCAACUCCAGUUCAUUGGACUGCAUGGCCAGCAUCAGAUGCAAAAUAUGUUGAUAUUAUGUCAGCUGUUUUAAAUAUUGUUUAUACAUUUGUUGGACAAAUUACUUAUCCUUCUUUUAUUUCACAAAUGAAAAAACCAAGAGAAUUUAGAAAAGCUUUAAUAGUUGUUACAAUUUGUGAAUUAAUUACUUUUGCGUUAGCUGGAUCAAUUGUUUAUGUUUAUGUUGGAAAUGCAUAUAUUACAGCUCCAGCAUUUGGUUCAUUAACUGGUAAUUUUAAGAAAAUCGCAUUUAGUUUUGCAUUACCAACUAUUUUAUUCUUGGGAUCAUUAUACAGUAAUGUAUCAUCACAAUUUCUUUUCCAUCAAAUUUUUAAUAAAUCAAGUAAACAUAGAAAUGAACAUACAGCAGUUGGUUGGGGAGUCUGGACUUUAUUAAAUUUAGUACUUUGGGCUAUUGCUUUCGUUUUAGCAGAAGUUAUUCCAUUUUUCUCAGAUCUUUUAUCAUUAAUGAGUUCAUUAUUUGAUUGCUUUUUUGGUUUUAUAUUUUGGGCAUUAGCAUAUUUCAAAUUAAGAAGAUUAUAUUAUUAUAAAAAAGAAGGUAUUAAAAUUGGAUUUUGGGAAUUAUUUAAUAGAUCUUCCGUGGUAUCAAAAUUUGAAUUCGUAUUAAAUAUCAUAAUAUUUGGUUUAGGUGUUUAUAUUUUAGGACCAGGAUUAUAUGCUACUAUUCAAAGUAUUAUUUGGUCUUAUCAAGAUAGUUUAUACGGAAAACCGUUUAGUUGUGUUAGUAAUGCUCUUUAG